This is a messenger RNA of Girardinichthys multiradiatus, 2259 nucleotides long. It is a transcript of the gene etv6, whose product is annotated as ETS variant transcription factor 6. The transcript has 8 exons. Gene Ontology annotation, molecular function: sequence-specific DNA binding; DNA-binding transcription factor activity, RNA polymerase II-specific. NCBI's taxonomy places the organism in Eukaryota, Metazoa, Chordata, Actinopteri, Cyprinodontiformes, Goodeidae. Gene Ontology annotation, biological process: cell differentiation; regulation of transcription by RNA polymerase II. Gene Ontology annotation, cellular component: nucleus. The record is from RefSeq and is a predicted model, not a curated record. The coding region runs from base 363 to 1763 and encodes 466 amino acids.
GGGGGGAGGGGGGUGUCUCUCUCUUCCAGGAAGGGAUUAUUAACCAGCGCGCUGCCGACAUGUGAAGGAAAACACACGUAGACAAAAGAAGUUUUCACACCGACAACAGCCGCGCCAUGGACCGGGCCUGCAGAUAAAUAAAACGGGAAAAUCCAAGCAGAAGAAGCGGGGCUACAUGAGAAAAACAACUUCUUUUAUACUGCCGAGGCGAGGGCUCUGUGUGCCGCUCCUGCUGCUGCAGCUGUUCGGGCUUCCGUGAAGGGAAGUGAAGAGGGAUAAAACAAACGACCGACAACGAGAGAGAGAGAGAGGAAGCACGACGGAAAAGUGGAAGGAGAGGGAGAGAAGUUGACGGGGAGAUAAUGUCUGAAUCCUCCUCCUCUGCUACUGCGAACAAGCAGGAGAGGAGCUCUUUCAGUCCUUCCGCGAACCUGCUGCCAAACUCCACUUCCUCCCCCGUCCAUGCUCCCGCCGCGAGGACAGCCACCCGAAUGGAGGACGAGCCUGCCAGGCUGCCUGCGCACCUGCGUCUGCAGCCAGUGUUUUGGAGCCGGGAAGACGUGGCCCAGUGGCUGCGAUGGGCUGAGAAAGAGUUUGCGCUGCGGCCCAUUACCAGCAACACUUUUCAGAUGAAUGGCAAGGCCCUGCUUCUCCUCACCAAAGAGGACUUCCGCUACAGAUCCCCUCACUCUGGGGAUGUCCUGUAUGAGCUGCUUCAACACAUACUGAAGCAGCGGAAGUCCAGUGUGUUUUGCCCGUCUGCUUACUUUCCUGGGAACUCUUUCCAUUCGCUGCCUGAAAGUGCUGUGCAGCACCUGAAGCUCGAAGAGACGGUACGGCGGGCACCACGUGGUACAGAACCCCUCCCCCAGAAUCCACCAACCAUCGAACUGCGGCACCGUCGCUCUCGCUCACGUUCCCCCCACAACCCAACUCCCAGAAGAUCUCCACCCGAGCCCAACCGCCCUCGAUCCGCCAACGAGGACCAUCUCCAAACCUUCUCCCAGCUGCCUGACAGCAACCACCACCUGCCGGAAGAAAUGUACCCCUUGUCUGUGUCUCCGGCGGCACCCAACGGCCCCUGCGCCACGCCCAGAGAAGCCCCGAGCCCGGUGCUCCAGGAGGCAGGCCCUCCUCGUGUCAUUCAGCUCAUGCCCAGCACCAUCCUGAACCCUUUGCUCCUCAGCCCGAACAGAGUUGGCGGGGGGGCCGGCAUAGACUUCAGGCACAGCCGCGUUGGACCCCCCUCUCAGGUGGUGAUGGAAAAUGGGCGCGAUAGCAAGGUCCAUGUUCACCAUCACCAGCUGGCGCAGCAGCAUCUGCUGCAGCAGCAGGAGGAGGCCCUCUACAGGAACCAGGUCAUCAUGCCUGUGUCUCCUCCAGAGGAGCAGCAGAUGCCCAUCGGGCGGAUAGCAGAUUGCAGGCUGCUGUGGGACUACGUCUACCAGCUCCUGUCAGACAGCAGGUACGAGAACUACAUCCGCUGGGAGGAUCCCGACAGUAAAGUCUUCCGCAUCAUGGACCCGAAUGGCCUGGCCAGGCUCUGGGGAAACCACAAGAACAGAACCAACAUGACGUACGAGAAGAUGUCGCGAGCACUGAGACACUACUACAAGCUGAACAUCAUCAGAAAAGAACCUGGACAAAGACUCCUGUUCAGGUUCAUGAAAACCCCAGACGAGAUAAUGAAUGGACAGACGGAGCGGCUGGAGCACCUGGAGUCUGACACAGACGAACAAAUCUACAUCAAGGAGGAAUGUUGAACAGCUCCAAGGGUGGGGUUGGGGUGGUGGGUUUCCAUGGACUACUUUACUACAACCAUAGCCGUCAAUGCCUUUCAGAAGCAGCUUAAAAAAAUCCAGAACGCUUGGACUUUGGCUCAUAUUGGUCCCAAUGUGAGAGAAAAAUGAAAUCGGAUCUCUCUUAACAAUGCCUUAGGAUGAAAUUCUUCUGACAUACUGUACAUCAAUUUAAAAAAGAAAAGUGCUUUGAUUUGUCUGAGGGACACAGCUCAGAGGACUUUAGAGGCAUCUCUUUGUAUUUCUGUGUUGCAAAAGCCAAUCACUUGUGCUUAUAUAAUUUUUUCUUUGUUUUCUUUUUUUCCCCAUUUUGUCCAUAUGCAUUAGAUCUUGGAAAUUUGCUACUUGUAAAAAGAAACCUGUGUGUGUGUGUGUGUGUGUGUGUGUGUGCUUGGGUGGAUGUGUGUGUGUGAUAGGACUGUUUUCACCAUGGAAUAAACAUUUUUGAUCAAACUUCUAA